Molecule: messenger RNA, 2406 nt
Organism: Tachysurus fulvidraco (yellow catfish)
Lineage: Eukaryota; Metazoa; Chordata; Actinopteri; Siluriformes; Bagridae
Gene: inavab
Product: innate immunity activator b
Exons: 9
Coding region: 419-2098 (559 amino acids)
Biological process (GO): adherens junction maintenance; positive regulation of protein ubiquitination
Source: RefSeq, a predicted model, not a curated record
UUGCCAGGUGUGAGCUUUUACGUAGAAAUUGAGUACCUUUUAGCUUCUGUGGCAGGUUGAUAUUUUUUGUAGUCUGGUUGGAGUUGGCUAUUUUGCUUACAUUAGAUCAUGCUUGGUUACAUAAAGGGAUUUACAGUGAUUCUGAUUAAGAAACACAAAAUAUUUAACUGCUGCUUUUCUUUUACUGUUGAAAAUUUGGCUGUUUUAAGCUUCCUUAAAUGGCAAUUUGGGGUGAAUUUUUCAUGCAGAUAUGGCAACCUGGAUAAAGGAGUCAAUCUGACUCAUACCUACAAAGCAGUGAGUGGAGAGAACUGCUUUGCUUUCUGUACCUUCAUCUGGAAGUGAAUUCAUGGUUUUCUUUAUUCUUCUUUUACUUUUAAUGAUCUGUGAAAUUUGUUAGAAUUGAAGAGUUCCAGACAUGGAGGCCAAAGAGGAGAUCAGUGACACAGACAGUGGGAUUAUUCUGAAUUCCGGACUAGAUAGUCCUAUUAUUGAAAACAAGGAUGUGAGUACACACACUCGGGCUGUAAAGUUAAAAAGGCAGUCAUUACAGGACAGACUUGAGCUGUGUAUUCUAGAGCUGAAGAAACUCUGUAUUAGAGAGGCUGAGCUCACUGGACAUUUGUGCUCAAACUACCCUCUGUUACCUGGAGAGAAACCUCCACAGAUACGCAAACGCAUUGGGGCUGCUUUUAAGUUGGAUGAGCAUAGCAUCCUGCACAGCAAUGAGGACUCAGAGCUAUGCUCAGUGGAGGCUAAACUGGCACUGCAGCAACAGAUCUACAUAGCAGCACACAGGCUGUGCCAUGAAGAGCACCUGAGCAAAGCAGUAAAGAAAAGCAGAGUACAACAGUGCAAGCAUGAGGAGCAGAAACUUAAGGAGCUCCAAGAUUCCAUAUUCCAACUACGUCUCAAACACAGCCACUCCUCACCACUACCUAGUAUAACCACACAAAAACAUAAGGACUCUUUCUGUCAGUAUCAUGGCUUUUCAGAUAACAGUUCACUGUCAGAUUCUGCAGUGUUAGACGAAGAAGAACUGAUGAGCCAGUCAUCCAUGACUUCAUCUAAACCCCCCUCUAUUACAGAGUUUUAUUCAGUGGCCCAAGGCCCUUCCCGUCUUUAUUUAAAUUCAUUUGGUCCCCUGUUUCAUCCCUCUGACCCAAGUUCCAGCCAACGUCAACCACCUCUCCAGAAUUUGGACCAUUGUCACAGCCCCUUGCUGGAGUAUGACCCUGCUCCCAUCCAGAAUUCCCCUUGGAAGGAGUCGAGUCUUGAUCAGCCUUACCAGAAGCAGAAGUCUUCUCACUCCAGUAGUACUAGCUCCAGAGUUCCCAUUAGUGAUCCAACAAAUGCAGAGAGAGAAAGAGGCCGGUCACCUGGUCCCCGAAGACUGACCAAUAUUAUUUUGACGGAAUCAGAAUACUCUCCUAAAACAUUGCCGAUGGGAAGCCAACUACAACACUCCAGUGCAGAGGACAGUAACUAUGAGCACUCGUUGACUCCAAUCUACACUGGCUUACCAUGCCAGGAGCUGUUAGAUGAACCAGAGCAACUAUGCCAUACCCAGCACAGAUACCACUACCCUAAUCACAUCUCACUGUCUUAUGUAACUCAUACCUACUCAAAAAACCCCUUAGCUCAGAUUUCCCCGAGGCUCUACAGAGCACAUAUAGAUGAAGGAAGAGGCUAUGAUAUGGAAUGGAGUAGAAUGGAUCUCAGACGACAGCCUUCUCCUUGCCCCAGUGUUCACUAUGAGCAUUGGUACAAUGAGGUGCCACUAUAUCAGCAACAGGACAGACUGAUCCCCUGCCACCUGAAGCUAUCUCGUGCCCCAUCCUUCAAAGAGUACCCCCGACACCCAGGCAAAGCUCUUCCACGACAGGUGGUCACAGACGAACUGAAGUCAUGGCAUCAGCGCUGCCAGCUGCGGCCACAGUCUUUAGACAGACAAUGUGCUGUGCGCAUUCGGAACCUGCCCUUACAUGACUCACCACUCUCUCAUCAGCAGGCCAAUCAUGAUCAGGUAUCCCAAAGCACUGCAGAGAGAAAAGCAGUGAAAUGGUAUGAAGAAAAAGAGAUUGUCAGCCAAGUUUAGCAAAAGGUUAUAUAGUCAUACAGUCAUAUUUGUUUUAAUUUAUUGACCUAAAAUGUCAGUGGUUGUAUAUGUAGUUUGGUUGAGUUUCUAUAUUUUAAAAUCUGUAAAAACAAAUAUUUUUUAUUUCUUUUUGAACUUCUGUGAAAAAUGUUGGUAAUAGAAUGUUGUUUCCAAUUUGCCAUUUUAACAAUUUAGCAAACUGAUUUGAUACGGAGUAGUUUUUAUGAAUUAUAUUUUUCUUUGUCAGUCUGUGUUGCUACUGAUGCAAAUAAAAUGGAAAGGACAGUCCUUGAAGGCUUAAAAUCUCA